AUGCGACUCAUCAUCCGAAAUCGUUCUGAGGAGGUAGCAAAGUACAUUUGCGAAUACAUAACCAAACGAAUUAAUAUUUUUGCCCCAACGGCAGAACGUCCUUUUGUACUCGGACUGCCCACAGGAAGCAGCCCUUUGCCCAUAUACCAUGCCUUGAUAACGGCAUAUGAACAGGGAAGGGUAUCAUUUCGCAAUGUUGUGACAUUCAAUAUGGACGAGUAUGUUGGUCUGGAACGAAACCACGCAGAGUCGUAUCACUCCUUCAUGUACACGAAUUUCUUUAGGCACAUUGAUAUCAACACGAAAAACAUCAACAUCCUUGACGGCAAUGCAGCUAAUCUAGCCGAAGAGUGUCUUGCAUAUGAGGCCAAGAUCAAAGCUCUCGGCGGCAUUGAGUUGUUCCUCGGAGGCGUGGGAAGUGAUGGGCAUAUAGCAUUCAAUGAACCUGGCUCGAGCCUGGCCAGUCGUACUCGAGUCAAGUCCUUGGCUUAUGAAACGAUAGUUGCCAACGCGCGCUUCUUUAACGGCGAUCUAAACUUGGUGCCGCGCAUGGCCCUCACAGUCGGUGUGCAAACUAUUAUGGAGGCACGGGAGGUAAUUAUCAUUGCAACGGGAACGGCAAAGUCGCUCGCUAUUCAACAAGCAGUUGAGAGCGGCGUGAGUCACAUGUGCACCCUGUCCUGUUUACAACUCCAUCCAUGCAGUACACUGGUGGUGGAUGAGGAUGCCACUCUAGAACUAAGAGUGAAAACAGUCAAAGUCAGUUUCUCAAUUCCUAAAACGGCAUUAACCCCUGACGAGACUCCUAAUAAUGCGUCAAUAUCGAAAGAGUUUCAAACAGGCGAUCUAACCCCAGAUAGCAUGUCAUCACGUAUUGGUGAAUUCAAGUUCUUAGCUGCUAGGUCGGCAACUAUACCACUUGCGCUCACUUAA
Molecule: messenger RNA, 933 nt
Organism: Talaromyces proteolyticus
Lineage: Eukaryota; Fungi; Ascomycota; Eurotiomycetes; Eurotiales; Trichocomaceae
Product: putative glucosamine-6-phosphate isomerase
Exons: 3
Coding region: 1-933 (310 amino acids)
Biological process (GO): N-acetylglucosamine catabolic process; carbohydrate metabolic process; D-glucosamine catabolic process
Cellular component (GO): cytoplasm
Molecular function (GO): identical protein binding; glucosamine-6-phosphate deaminase activity
Source: RefSeq, a predicted model, not a curated record